AUGAAGGCCGCCUCCGACAAUGAAAAUGAGAAGCACGAUGCAAUUGACUACGAGGUUGAGAAUGCGCAGGAUCUGCGGCGCACGGCGGCUCUGACCAAGAGCGUGCUCUUCAAGAUGGACACGAGGACCAACGUCGGCAACGCCAAGAUACUCGGCCUCGAAGCCGACCUCGGCAUCUCAGACGAGCAGUACUCGCAAGGCCUCGCCGUCUUUUACGCCACCUACAUUGCCUGCGAGCUCCCCAGCAACCUCGUCCUCAAGAAAGUCUCCCCCCGCAUAUGGCUCCCCUCGCUCGCCGUCGCCUGGGGCAUCAUCACAAUGUGCCUCGGCUUCGUGCGCUCCCUGGCCAGCUUCGCCGCCGUGCGGGCCCUCCUGGGCGUCGCCGAGGGCGGCCUCUUCCCGGGCAUCGUGCUGUACCUGUCGGGCGUGUACACGCGCGGCGAGCUGGCGCUGCGGCUGGGCUUCUUCUACGCGGCGGCCUCGCUCUCGGGUGCGUUUGGGGGCUUGCUUGCCAGGGGCUUGUCGGCAAUUGGGCCGAGCGGGGGGUUGGAGGGUUGGCGAUGGAUCUUUAUUGUCGAGGGGCUGCUGACGGUUGCUUCGGGGUUGAUUGCUUUUGCUGGACUGCCCAACGACGUUGCCAGCGCGUGGUUCCUUUCGACGGAGGAGAGGGACUUUGCCGCGCAGCGACUGGCAAACGACAGCGGAGGACGCUUCAACCCAGCGCGCGAAGCCGAGGAGUCGUUUAAGUGGUCCGAAGUCAGGCGCGGCAUCUUCAACGUCCAGAUCUGGCUCACGUCGACGGCCUACUUUGCCCUGCUCUCGGGCGUUUACUCCUUUGGUCUUUUCCUGCCCACGAUUGUCAACGACCUCCACAUCACGACGAACGCGAACAAAGUCCAGCUCUGGACCGUCAUCCCCUACGCCGUCGCAACUCCCACCACCAGUUCGUUCCCCCCCAUCAACAUAAAACCAUUGACAUGCCCCCUCCUCGUCGCCUUCGUCUCGGACAGGGUCAAGCUCCGCGGCGCCCCUAUGCUCGUCAUGCUGCCCGUCUCCAUCGCCGGCUACGCGGCCAUUGCCCACGUCCAGUCCGCCGGCGCGCGCUUCGCCAUGACGUGCCUCAUGGCCAUGGGCAUGUACAGCUCCGUGCCGUGCGUGCUGGUCUGGAACGCGAACAAUUCCGCCGGGCACUUCAAGAGGGCGACGACUUCGGCCUUGCAACUAGCCGUGGCCAACUGUGGAGGGUUUGUCGCGACAUUCAUAUAUCCCAACAAGGACGGGCCCGUCUACCUCAGGGGACACUCUGUUGUCCUGGGACUCUUGUGUUAUGCCUGGUUCGCUGUGUUGGCCAACCUGCUUUAUUGCGCCAAGAUGAACCGAGACAAAAAGGAGGGCAAAUACGACCAGUACACGGGCUGCGGCGACGACCGCGACCCUCAAUUCGACAUGAUUCUGUGA
Trichoderma citrinoviride is the source of this 1458-nucleotide messenger RNA. Its product is annotated as MFS general substrate transporter. The transcript has 9 exons. Gene Ontology annotation, cellular component: membrane. NCBI's taxonomy places the organism in Eukaryota, Fungi, Ascomycota, Sordariomycetes, Hypocreales, Hypocreaceae. Bases 1 to 1458 code for a protein of 485 amino acids. Gene Ontology annotation, biological process: transmembrane transport. The record is from RefSeq and is a predicted model, not a curated record. Gene Ontology annotation, molecular function: transmembrane transporter activity.